Messenger RNA from Drosophila ananassae, 3406 nucleotides. RefSeq names its product neurogenic protein big brain (gene bib). The transcript has 5 exons. Gene Ontology annotation, cellular component: plasma membrane. Gene Ontology annotation, biological process: transmembrane transport. NCBI's taxonomy places the organism in Eukaryota, Metazoa, Arthropoda, Insecta, Diptera, Drosophilidae. The coding region runs from base 323 to 2422 and encodes 699 amino acids. Gene Ontology annotation, molecular function: water channel activity. The record is from RefSeq and is a predicted model, not a curated record.
CUGCUUCGUUCCUUGCCAACCCCGGCUCAGUCGUUCAUGACCACGUUCACUCAUUCGCUUCUUGACUACGGACGAGUUCGAAUCGCUUCGAACGCUACGGAUCGGUCGGUCGCCUCGAAUCACAUCGGUUGGGAGUUCAAAAAACAAUUGAAGUAAAUUGAUCGCAAUUUGCAAGUGAACAAAAUGUCAGACUAAACGAAGAAGGAAACCCCUUACUUUUCGCGUCUUAAGCUUACUUUUGUGAGAAAUUCCGAAAAAAAAACAAAGAGUUAAAAAAUAAAAUAAAUAAACGGAAAGGCGCGAAAUCAAAAUUUUUUGAAAAAUGGCUGAUGAAAGUUUGCAUACCGUGCCGUUGGAGCACAACAUAGACUAUCAUAUUGUGACCUUGUUCGAGCGUCUGGAGGCGAUGCGGAAGGAUAACCAUGGCGGAGGCCAUGGGGUCAACAAUCGUCUGUCCAGCACCCUGCAGGCCCCCAAGCGCAGUAUGCAGGCUGAAAUUCGCACGCUGGAGUUUUGGAGAUCCAUCAUCAGCGAGUGCCUGGCCUCGUUCCUGUACGUGUUCAUCGUUUGCGGUGCUGCCGCGGGUGCCGGCGUGGGUGCCAGUGUGUCCUCCGUGCUCCUGGCCACGGCCCUGGCCUCCGGGAUGGCAGUGGCCACGCUGACACAGUGCUUCCUUCACAUCUCUGGCGCCCACAUUAACCCCGCCAUUACUUUGGCCUGCAUGGUGGUACGGUCUAUAUCUCCGAUCAGGGCAGCCAUGUAUAUAACCGCCCAGUGUGGCGGAGGAAUCGCCGGAGCCGCAUUACUAUACGGAGUUACGGUUCCCGGAUAUCAAGGCAAUCUUCAGGCAGCCAUCUCCCAUAGCGCCCCAGUGGGCUCCUGGGAGAGAUUCGGUGUGGAAUUCAUCCUCACCUUCCUGGUCGGACUCUGCUACUUUGUAUCGACGGAUCCCAUGAAGAGGUUCAUGGGCAAUUCGGCCGUUUCCAUUGGAGCUGCCUACAGCGCCUGUAGCUUUGUUUCGAUGCCCUACUUGAAUCCUGCCCGCUCCCUGGGUCCUUCGUUUGUGCUGAACAAAUGGGACCACCACUGGGUGUACUGGUUCGGACCCCUGGUGGGCGGCAUGGCCUCCGGCCUGGUGUACGAGUACAUCUUCAACUCCCGCCGCAACUUCCGCCAGACCAAGGGCAGCAUCGACAACGACUCCAGUUCCAUCCACUCCGAGGACGAGCUGAACUAUGACAUGGAAAUCGAGAAGCCCGGAAAGUACCAGCAGUCGCAGGGCACCUAUCCCCGUGGGCAGUCCAACCGCGGUGAUGGCGGUGGACAGGUCCAGGGCAACGGCCAGCAUGCGGCUCCCAACAUGGGCCAGAUACCCGGUGUGGUGCAGGGGCAGGGCAACUACUGCCAGAACCUGUACACGGCGCCUCCACUCUCUUCCAAGUACGAGCAGCAGCAGGAGCCGCUGUACGGAGGCACCCGCUCCCUGUACUGCCGCUCGCCCACUCUGACCAGGAGCAAUCUGAAUCGUUCGCAGUCCGUUUAUGCCAAGAGCAACACCGCGAUCAACAGGGACAUUGUGCCACGUCCUGGACCACUGGUGCCAGCCCAGAGCCUCUAUCCGAUGCGAACCCAGCAACAGCAACAGCAACAACAGCAGGUGGCAUCCACCGGACAAUCCUCACAUUUGCAAAACCAGAAUGUCCAGAAUCAGAUGGUGCAACGGAGCGAGAGUAUCUACGGAAUGCGUGGCUCGAUGCGAGGACAACAACAGCCCCUGCAGCAGCCUCAGCAAAUGCAACAGCAACCGCCUCCGCUGCAGCAGCAACAAAUGCAGCCACCUCCGCAAAUGAUGCCCGAUCCCCAGCAGCAACAGCAACAACAACAGCAGCAGCAACAGCAGCCACAAGGCUUCCAGCCAGUCUACGGCACCCGUACGAAUCCCACGCCCAUGGACGGAAAUCACAAAUUUGAGCGACGCGACCAGCAACAAUUGUACGGCAUGACGGGGCCACGGAAUCGUGGACAAUCGGCUCAGUCGGACGACAGCUCGUACGGCUCGUAUCAUGGUUCGGCGGUUACGCCGCCGGCACGUCAUCCAAGUGUGGAGCCAUCACCACCUCCGCCGCCCAUGCUGAUGUAUGCCCCGCCCCCGCAGCCAAAUGCCGCCCACCCGCAACCCAUUCGCACCCAGUCGGAGAGGAAGGUAAGCGCUCCCGUUGUGGUGUCGCAGCCGGCAGCCUGUGCCGUCACUUACACAACAUCGCAAGGCCCGCCGGUGGCCACCCAACAGCAACAACAACAACAACAGCAACAGCAGCAGCAGCAGCAGCAACAACAGCAGCAGCAACAGCAACAGCAGCAACAGCAACAAAUGAUGAUGCAACAGCAACACUAUGGAAUGCUGCCUCUACGGCCCAACUGAAAGCGACUGUCGUGGGGUCCAGUGACCACGCCGCCGCCGCAAGCGAUGCAUUCGCUGACUCUACACGCCGCUGGCACCAUGACCCUGCACCGCUGCAGCCUAGCCAAGCAGAGCAGUUUGUUUUAGUCGUAAUCCAAAGGAAACGCACGAAAGUCUCAACCCUUAGUCUAGCCUAAUCCUAGUUAAGAUAGAUGUACGGCACUUGAUGGAUCAAUAGCCACAUAGCCACAUUGUAUUAUUCAGACGCCACCACGACGAGGAACUCACACCUAGCAGCAGACGACGAUGCGAUGGAGACAGACAAGGGCACAGGCUUCUUUCGGUUUAGAAAGGUGCAUCGCAUAGACCGCAUAGAUCAGAUCGAAACUAGCCUAGAGCCUAAUAGACUAGAUAACUCCUACAUUUAAUACAAUAGCCUAAUGGCGAUUUAGACUGAACAUUUUCCCCCCAACUACCUUACUUGUAGGUCCCGAGUCUUAAGAUAUAAGGGGAAAAUGUAAAACAUAUUUACUUGAAACACUUGAUUUUUUCUCGCUUUUUGUUUAAAAACAAGGCAAAAGCUUCCAUUGAUUGUUCGUUUAUGAAUCUUCCGAUUGAAAAUACCUUUAUUGAAAUCUUUAUUUGAGCAUUAUUGUUUUUUAAAAAGCUAUUUUUCAAUGCCGAAGUUACUUUUUAAAUUGGUUGAUGUUCUUUUUUUUGUAUCUUCCAUUACAACCUAUUUUUGUUUCCUCAUUUUGAAAGGCCAAACAUUGGUUUAAGUAUUAUGAUUUGUAUAUAAACUAGUGUAGUCUUAAGGUUGCACAUAUUUAAGCAAUUUCUGUAAACGUAAGGCCCAUACGCUCACAGGACGAUAUUAUCUUAUGGAUGUGGUCUUAUCAAUGUAUUAUACAAAUAUAUUAACGCUUGGUAAUAGUAAAGCCUAAGAGAAUAACGAAAAUGUAUGCUGUAACGAAAUAAAGAAAUGUUCACUCGUAUAUAAAUGUA